AUGGACUCAGUGCAGGGCCUGGCUUACCAGCAGAAGCUGGCUCGGCGGAUUUUAUUCAAGCUGGAUGUAAGAAUACUCCCCAUUCUAGCACUGCUCUUCCUUCUCUCCUUCUUGGACCGCACGAAUGUCGGGAACGCAAAGAUUAUCGGCCUCGAGGAAGACAUUGGAAUCGCGGAUCAUCAAUAUGAUAUUGGUCUGGCAGUAUACUACCUCACCUAUGUCCUCAGCGAACUCCCAAGUAAUCUCAUCCUCAAGAAAGCAUCCCCAAGGAUCUGGCUACCUCUGAUCACAGCAUUAUGGGGCGUGAUGACAUUGUGCCUGGGCUUCGUACGCAACUUUGCCGGCUUUGUUGCUGUACGCUGCUUGCUUGGUGUUUUUGAAGGCGGAUUACUGCCUGGGAUGGUAUUGUAUUUGUCCUUCUUUUACCGACGAAGUGAUUUGGCCUUGCGUAUUGGUCUUUUUUACACAGCAGCAUCGUUAUCUGGUGCUUUUGGAGGUCUUUUGGCCCGCGGGCUGGCUGAAAUUGGCCCUCGAGGAAACCUGGAAGGUUGGCGUUGGAUUUUCAUCAUUGAAGGAUUAUUGACAGUCACAUGUGCUGCUCUUACUUAUUUUGGCCUCCCAAACAACCCCACGACAGCACCAUUCUUGACACUUGAGGAACGUGAGUUUGUUCGUGAGCGACUGUCAGGUGAUAAUCCAUGUGCGCCAGCAGGUAGCACCAUAGAAAGUGAACAAGAGAGCUUCCAAUGGUCCGAAGUACGCAGAGGUAUUCUGGAUCCUCGGAUGUGGCUCUCUGCAGCAGCGUAUUUCUCUCUGCUAUCUGGGAUGUAUUCCUUUGGGUUGUUUCUCCCAACAAUCAUCAAUGACAGUGGCUACGCAGCAAAUGCGGACCAAGUGCAGUUGUGGUCCGUGAUUCCGUAUGCAGUAGCAGCAGUCUUCACUGUGAUGGUGGCUUUCAUUUCUGAUCGGCUGCAACUUCGAGGCACCCUCAUGCUCGUCACAAUGCCACUAGCAAUCGCGGGCUAUGCAGCAAUUGCUAAUGUCCAUGGCGCACGCGUAAAGUAUGGAAUGACCUUUAUCAUGGCCAUGGGAAUGUAUGGCAGUAUCCCAUGCAUUUUGGUGUGGAAUUCCAAUAACUCUGCCGGACACUACAAGCGGGCUACUACCUCUGCGAUGCAGUUAACUAUCGCGAAUUGUGGUGGAUUCGUGGCGACAUUUAUCUAUCCUAGCAAAGACAAACCGCAGUAUCACCGGGGCCAUACAGUCGUUCUUGGUCUUCUUGUGUUCUCAUGGUUCAUGAUUCUUUUAAAUGUCCUAUAUUGCGCCAAAAUCAAUCGAGAUAAAAAGCGGGGGAAAUAUGCCCAGUUUUCUGGGUACAACGAUGACAGAAAUCCGGACUUCAAGCUGGUCUUGUAG
Aspergillus ruber CBS 135680 is the source of this 1416-nucleotide messenger RNA. RefSeq names its product putative MFS transporter. The record is from RefSeq and is a predicted model, not a curated record. The coding region runs from base 1 to 1416 and encodes 471 amino acids. Lineage: Eukaryota; Fungi; Ascomycota; Eurotiomycetes; Eurotiales; Aspergillaceae. Gene Ontology annotation, molecular function: transmembrane transporter activity. The transcript is spliced from 9 exons. Gene Ontology annotation, cellular component: membrane. Gene Ontology annotation, biological process: transmembrane transport.